Ilex paraguariensis (yerba mate) is the source of this 1178-nucleotide messenger RNA. The record is from the annotation of a GenBank genome assembly. Lineage: Eukaryota; Viridiplantae; Streptophyta; Magnoliopsida; Aquifoliales; Aquifoliaceae.
GUGGCAACCGUGAGUUUGGACACCCUUGUUAAAAAAAAAAGAAAGAGCCAUGCUUCAUUGCUUUACAGUUCAAGCAUCUAAUGUCGAGCUGGGGUUAGGGUUUUAUUUUGGUUCAUUUCCUCUGUGAACGACACAUAUUGCUCGGAUGGAAUCGAAAGAUGGAAUUGUAGAAAUCGACCGUUUGGAGAGAGGUUUGUUAUUGGACAGCGAUUACGAAGCCGAUGACGACGACGAACCUGUUCUUUACACGGCGACAUUUGAAGAAACGGAAGAGAAUUUUGUCAAGUACCAGACGGUUCUGUGGGUGAUGUAUUCGUUGCUUCUCACUUUGGCUUGGGGAAUUGGGUUAUUCAUGUUGCUUUAUUUACCACUCAGGAGAUAUAUAUUGCGUCGAGAUAUUCGAUCCAGGAAGCUCUACGUCACUCCCAAAGCCAUUGUCUAUAAAGUAGCAAGGCCAGUCCCAUUUCCAUGUUUUGGGGAUUUAAAGAAAGAGAAGUAUGUUCUAUUGCCUUCAGUUGCUGAUGUUGUUAUUGAACAAGGGUAUCUACAGUCCUUUUUUGGUGUCUACUCUGCUAGAAUAGAGAAUAUUGGUGUAAGAAGGCCUCCAAGUGAUGAUGUUCGGAUCCAAGGCAUUGCAAAUCCUCUUGCUUUUAGGAAGGCUGUUCUAACACGCCUGUCGAGUAUGAGAAGUGAGGUAUUCCCUAGGCAAACUUCUAUGUUUGAAGAUAUUCCAGAAUUGAGGAUAGGUCAUUCGCCAGCUGCUUCGUUGCAGAUGUCUCCAUCAAAAUCUAUUAGGCACGAUUCUUUUUCUCAUAUUGGGGAGCAUAUAAUUUUACAAAAAUUGGAGGAAGUUGGAAGUUCUGUGAAGAGAGUUCAAACUUUGAUAGAGGAGCAGCAUGCUGAAAAAACAGAACCUAUUGAUUGAGGUUACAAAUUGAGGGAAGCCACAAGAUAAACCUAUUUGUGGCAGCAGUUGUUUUGAAGUUGUGUAUAAAUCAGUGCUUUUGAUCUGCUCAGGAUAGCAGCUAGUUACAUCUAGCACCAGAGGUUAAUUGGUCAAUUUCACAUAUUUGCUCUAUACUCCCAUGAUGUACACAGAAAUUUUUUGCAUGUACUGGAUGACCUUGAUGAUUUUGGUCUGUUUCUUUACUUAUAGUUCUCAUAGAUUGUCAUCUUAU